Zymoseptoria tritici IPO323 is the source of this 585-nucleotide messenger RNA. RefSeq lists its product as uncharacterized. The record is from RefSeq and is a predicted model, not a curated record. Lineage: Eukaryota; Fungi; Ascomycota; Dothideomycetes; Mycosphaerellales; Mycosphaerellaceae. The coding region runs from base 1 to 585 and encodes 194 amino acids. The transcript has a single exon.
AUGCUACCGCCCAAGGUUGCACUCCUGGUUCUCGUCUACCUCCUCAACGCGGCUACAGCAUUCAACUCUUACAUCGGCUGCAAUGACACUGAGAUCGCCGCGCUCGACUCCGCCAUCGACGGCGCCAUGGAAUUCGCCAAGAACAUCACCAAGACCGGCAAUUCUCUCGCAACUCUCAAUCCUGCAGCAACUGUGGUUCCUGAUCUCAGCGACGACAACGUGUCUGCGCUCCAGGGCCUCCUCAAGGAGAUUCCGAACCUGAUGCUAGUCUGCGACGAAGACUCCGUUAUGGUACAGGACAAAUGCUCCGUCGGCGGCUUCGGACCGCGCGCGAACCGCGAAGUCGUCCCGAAAUUCGUGUGGCUCGCGGCGACGAUGAUUGGAGUUUGCCCUGCUCCUACCUUUACUUCGAUCGAGGUGGGAGGCGGUCAGGAGGCCGGGAAGCAGAUUGAGGGUAAAGAGGUGGGACUUGCCGAGACGAGCGAACUUGAGGCAAAGGAGAUGCUUUUGGCGAUUAAGGAAGUGAGGUCCUACCUGGGAAGGGUCGAGGAGGAUAGGCGCAGGGGAACGGUCAUGCUAGGAUGA